AUGGUUCGGCUGUUUCUUACACUUUCUCCGGCGAUUUCCCGAUUGAGUUUCCUAGCUGCUGCGUCACCUUCUCUCAACAGAUUACAAAGACACCAUUUUGAUAAGCUAAAACCCAAAAUCUCGCUUAUCUCUCCUUCCUCCUCUGCAUCCAAUUUUCAGAGGACAGGUUCUUCUUGUUCUACAAGAACAAUUAGAGUUUCCUCCUCACUACCCAAAAGCGAAAGUUCGAAACUUGAUGAUGGUUUGAUUGUUCUAGGCAUUGAGACGAGCUGCGACGACACUGCCGCUGCUGUCGUGAGAGGGAAUGGUGAAAUUCUUAGUCAAGUCAUUUCUUCUCAGGCGGAACUGCUAGCCCAAUAUGGAGGCGUGGCUCCCAAACAAGCUGAAGAAGCACACUCUCGGGUUAUUGAUAAGGUUGUGCAAGACGCACUAGAUAAAUCAAAUUUGACAGAGAAGGAUCUCUCUGCUGUUGCUGUUACCAUUGGACCUGGUUUGGGCCUCUGUCUACGCGUUGGUGUGCAGAAGGCUCGAAGAGUCGCUGGUGCUUUUAAUCUCCCAAUCGUCGGAGUGCAUCACAUGGAGGCUCAUGCCCUUGUAGCCAGACUAGUGGAACAUGAACUAAGCUUUCCUUUCAUGGCAUUGCUUAUAUCAGGAGGGCAUAAUAUUAUAGUUCUUGCUCAUAAGCUUGGUCAGUACACACAACUCGGGACUACAGUAGAUGAUGCUAUAGGAGAGGCGUUUGACAAGACAGCAAAAUGGCUUGGUCUUGAUUUGCGCAGAAGUGGUGGACCAGCUGUUGAAGAACUUGCUCUUGAGGGUGAUUCAAACUCUGUUAAGUUUAAUGUUCCAAUGAAAAAUCAUAAAGAUUGUAACUUCUCUUAUGCUGGUUUGAAAACGCAAGUUAGGCUAGCCAUUGAAGCCAGAGAAAUUGAUGGUCAAUGUCCUGUUUCUUCUGCAACAAAGGAAGACAGAAGAAACAGAGCUGAUAUUGCUGCUUCUUUCCAGAGAGUAGCUGUGUUGCAUCUGGAGGAAAAGUGUGAGCGAGCAAUAGAAUGGGCACUGAAACUCGAGCCUUCUAUUAAACAUAUGGUAGUAUCUGGUGGUGUUGCCUCAAACCAGUAUGUACGGUUUCGACUCAACAACAUUGUCGAAAACAAAAACCUGAAACUUGUCUGCCCUCCUCCUAACCUCUGCACAGACAAUGGAGUAAUGGUGGCUUGGACUGGUCUCGAGCAUUUUCGUGUGGGAAGAUUCGAUCCACCUCCACCUGCAAUAGAACCUGAUGAUUUCGUGUAUGAUCUUCGACCAAGGUGGCCUCUAGGAGAGGAGUACGCACAAGGAAGAAGCGAAGCUCGUUCUAUGAAAACCGCACGUGUUCAUCCCUCUCUUACUUCAAUCAUCCGUGCAGAUUCUCUUCAACAACAAACACAAACAUAGCUAUAAAUGUUGUAACUGCAAAAAAAAAAACGAACUUAACCAACUCUUAUUUGCAACAAACCGCUUUUCCGGUUAAUUAUUAAAUUGAUCAGUAAACCAAUGGUUAUUCUAAACCGUAUUUCGAUUUUACUUUUAA
This is a messenger RNA of Eruca vesicaria subsp. sativa (arugula), 1573 nucleotides long. NCBI's taxonomy places the organism in Eukaryota, Viridiplantae, Streptophyta, Magnoliopsida, Brassicales, Brassicaceae. The record is from the annotation of a GenBank genome assembly.